CCCUUCUCCGGCCGCCACCCGACUCCUUAUCCCGGCCGUCGCCUCUGCUGGAGCCGACACUGCCCGCGGAGCAGCCAUGAGCUGGGGCACGGAGCUAUGGGAUCAGUUUGAUAACUUGGACAAGCAUACACAGUGGGGCAUUGACUUCUUGGAGAAAUAUGCAAAAUUUGUAAAAGAAAGGAUAGAAAUUGAGCAAAACUAUGCAAAACAACUGAGAAACCUGGUUAAGAAGUACUGUCCUAAACGUUCACCCAAAGAUGAGGAACCCAGGUUUACUUCGUGUAUUGCCUUUUUUAACAUCCUUAAUGAGUUGAAUGACUAUGCAGGACAACGAGAAGUAGUUGCAGAAGAAAUGGGACACAGAGUGUACGGAGAAUUGAUGAGAUAUUCUCAUGAUCUAAAAACUGAGAGAAAAAUGCAUCUUCAGGAAGGGCGAAAGGCUCAACAGUAUCUGGACAUGUGCUGGAAACAGAUGGAUAAUAGCAAAAAGAAAUUUGAGAGAGAAUGCAGAGAGGCAGAGAAGGCACAGCAAAGCUAUGAAAGACUGGACAAUGACACUAAUGCGACAAAGGCUGAUGUUGAGAAGGCUAAGCAACAGUUAAACCUGCGCACACAUAUGGCCGAUGAAAACAAAAAUGAAUAUGCUGCACAACUACAGAAUUUUAAUGGGGAACAGCACAAACACUACUACAUUGUCAUUCCUCAGAUUUAUAAGCAACUUCAAGAAAUGGAUGAAAGAAGGACUAUCAAACUUAGUGAAUGUUACAAAGGCUUUGCUGACUCUGAGCGCAAGGUUAUUCCAAUUAUCUCUAAAUGUUUAGAAGGGAUGAUCCUUGCAGCAAAAUCAGUUGAUGAACAUAGAGACUCUCAACUAGUGAUAGACUGCUUCAAAUCCGGUUUUGAACCUCCUGGAGAUUUUCCAUUUGAAGAUUACAGUCAGAAUAUUUACAGAACUAUCUCUGAUGGAACCAUCAGUACACCAAAGCAGGAAGGAAUGAGGAUUGAUUCAAAAACUACAGUGGGCAAAGCUAAAGGAAAGCUGUGGCUAUUUGGAAAGAAGCCAAAGCCACAAUCCCCACCCCUAACCCCUACUAGUUUAUACACAUCCAGUCCUCCUAAUGGGUCCCAGUAUCCCAUAUUCUCCAUUGAACCAGUGCAUUAUUGCAUGAGUGACAUAAAAACAGGGAAGCCCAGAAUUCCUUCUUUCAGAAGCCUCAAAAGAGGGUGGUCGGUGAAGAUGGGGCCUGCGCUAGAAGACUUCAGCCAUCUCCCUCCAGAACAAAGACGCAAGAAACUGCAACAGAGAAUCGAUGAACUUAACAGAGAACUGCAGAAGGAAACAGACCAAAAAGAUGCCCUCAUCAAGAUGAAGGAUGUUUAUGAAAAAAAUCCCCAGAUGGGUGAUCCAGGUAGUUUGCAACCAAAAUUAACUGAGACUAUGGGCAACAUGGACCGUCUUCGGAUGGAAAUACACAAGAACGAGGCCUGGCUCUCUGAAGUUGAAGGUAAAGUAGCAGCCAGAAGCGACAGGCGGCACAGCAGUGAUAUCAACCACCUUGUAACACAGGGCAGAGAGAGCCCUGAAGGGAGUUACACGGAUGAUGCAAAUCAGGAAGUUCGAGGCCCACCACAGCAACAUGCGCAUCCAAAUGAGUUUGAUGAUGAGUUCGAAGAUGAUGAUCCAUUACCAGCUAUAGGACACUGCAAGGCAAUAUAUCCGUUUGAUGGUCAUAAUGAAGGCACUCUAGCAAUGAAAGAAGGCGAAAUUUUGUACAUUAUUGAGGAGGACAAAGGAGAUGGGUGGACAAGAGCUCGAAGACAUAAUGGAGAGGAAGGCUAUGUGCCAACAUCAUAUAUAGAUGUAACGCUAGAGAAAAACAGCAAAGGUUCCUGAAGCGGGUUUCUGAGAAAAUGGGCGAGAU
Molecule: messenger RNA, 1922 nt
Organism: Gavia stellata (red-throated loon)
Lineage: Eukaryota; Metazoa; Chordata; Aves; Gaviiformes; Gaviidae
Gene: FNBP1L
Product: formin binding protein 1 like
Exons: 17
Coding region: 77-1894 (605 amino acids)
Biological process (GO): signal transduction
Molecular function (GO): protein binding
Source: RefSeq, a predicted model, not a curated record